AUCAGUAUUACAGUGCUGCUGCUUCAUCACACUGCAUCUCCUCAUCCGUCUUACGUGAGACAACAAUGGCGUCUGCAGGCCUCCAGAUUUUUGGCAUCUUCCUGGGAACCAUCGGCUUUCUGGGAGACAUCAUCAUCUGCGCCCUGCCCAUGUGGAAAGUGUCUGCCUUCAUCGGGAACAACAUUGUGACAGCGCAGAUCUUCUGGGAGGGCCUGUGGAUGAACUGUGUGAAGCAGAGCACCGGACAGAUGCAGUGUAAGGUGUACGACUCUCUCCUGGCUCUGCCCCGUGACUUGCAGGCGGCCCGUGCCCUGGUGGUGAUCUCCAUUCUGGUCGUUCUCAUGGGAAUACUGCUUGCUGUCGCUGGUGGAAAGUGCACCAACUGCAUUGAGGAUGAGGUGGCCAAGAGCAGGGUGGCCAUCGGUGCAGGGGUGUUCUUCAUCGUCGGUGGUAUCCUGUGCCUGAUCCCUGUGUCCUGGUCUGCUAAUGUUAUCAUCAGGGACUUCUACAAUCCCAUCCUAGGUGACGCACAGAGGAGGGAGCUCGGAGCGUCACUGUUCAUCGGCUGGGGAUCUGCUGGACUCUUGCUCAUUGGAGGAGGACUUCUCUGCUGUUCCUGUCAGCAGCGUAAAGACAGCAGAUACUCGGUGAAAUACUCUGCCCCUCGCUCAGCAGCCAGCGGAGGAGCUUAUGUUUAGAUGUCAAGAAGUAAAGCCUGAACUCUCAGAGCCAUGUUUUUAUAAUCUUAAGCUAAUGUAUUUUACCUGUUUUUUAAUAAAACUUUUAAUGAUGA
Molecule: messenger RNA, 793 nt
Organism: Notolabrus celidotus (New Zealand spotty)
Lineage: Eukaryota; Metazoa; Chordata; Actinopteri; Labriformes; Labridae
Product: claudin-like protein ZF-A89
Exons: 1
Coding region: 66-698 (210 amino acids)
Biological process (GO): cell adhesion; bicellular tight junction assembly
Cellular component (GO): bicellular tight junction; plasma membrane
Molecular function (GO): structural molecule activity
Source: RefSeq, a predicted model, not a curated record